Molecule: messenger RNA, 444 nt
Organism: Fulvia fulva
Lineage: Eukaryota; Fungi; Ascomycota; Dothideomycetes; Mycosphaerellales; Mycosphaerellaceae
Exons: 2
Coding region: 1-444 (147 amino acids)
Source: RefSeq, a predicted model, not a curated record
AUGCCCGAAUGGGUGCCUACGGGCGUUCCCGAGAGCGUCAUGCUCAAGGCGAUCGAUCUCGCCUUCAACCUGGUCUUGGACCAAGGUGCUUGCGCUGCUUGGUUUGCCUGGGGCAAAGAUGCCACAAAAUUGCUUAUGUUCACCACCUUGUCGCUCUUCGUGCUCUAUAUGGGCUUUGUGGAUGCGGCCCGUGGCGACCACCGCACGAAGCGCGCCCUCUUCUUCCUCAACACCCUCCCUCUCUUCCUCGACACCCUCUUAGAGGGCUUGUCUUUCCACUGCGCCUCCUCCGCUCCUGGCCCUCUGCAAUGGGUCGCGCUCGUGGUUGUGGCCUUGGUGAAGGCCCUUGGCCUGACCCUCGGUUGGCACAGUUGGGUCAAGCGACGACCCUCUUGCUUCCGUUCAAUGUGGGCCCGCAAGACCAUCCUUAUUGGCGACAAUUAA